Molecule: messenger RNA, 1077 nt
Organism: Cyphellophora attinorum
Lineage: Eukaryota; Fungi; Ascomycota; Eurotiomycetes; Chaetothyriales; Cyphellophoraceae
Exons: 2
Coding region: 1-1077 (358 amino acids)
Biological process (GO): chromatin organization
Cellular component (GO): nucleus
Source: RefSeq, a predicted model, not a curated record
AUGACGUCCAACACUACUUCGGGCGCGAACACGCCGCGAUUCGUCUCACAGAACGCCACCGCCGAGGACCUGCUCAAGACACAGACUAUAGGGCUUGUAAACCUCUCGGAUUUCCGGAAGCGGCGUGCAGAUGUGCACGAGCUCAACGAGCGGGAGGCUCAGGACAGCAAUCGGAGCGGAAGUCAGACACCGGCAGGCGAAGAUGAUGGACGUGCCUUGACUCCAAACUCCGAUACACAACCCGCGAAGAAGAAGAAAAAGGCGAAAAAGAUCCUCAGCUAUGACGAUGAAGAGGAGACCACGGAAUCAAUACCGAAGGCUCAGAAGUCUAGGACAGUGUCUAGCCUCACAGAUGACGAGCCUGCAACAUCGAUCCGUAAGGUGAAGCCCAACCCGAACUCGCGGGUGCCGGCUGUGAAGGCAGUGACAAAGGCAGCUCAGCUUGCAGAAGCCGAGGAGCGGGAGAGGUUGCGAAGGAAUUUCCUUGAGACACAAGAGAAGGUCAAAGCAACAGAGAUAGCCGUACCAUUUGUCUUCUACGAUGGCGCGAACAUCCCCGGAGACAUCGUCAAAGUCAAGAAGGGCGACCAUAUCUGGCUCCUGCUGGAGAAGGCAAGAAAGGUCGCGGCUGAGAAGGGAGUACAGGGAAGCGGCAACGCGGCAGGCGGACUGAGCUCAAAGAAUCGCGACUCAAGCAAGAAGGAGUGGGCGAGAAUUGGUGUAGAUGAUUUGAUGCUGGUGAAAGGGGAGAUCAUCAUACCUCAUCAUUACGAGAUCUACUACUUUAUCGUAAACCAGACUGGAGAUCCGACACGGUCAGGCAAGCUCUUGUUCAACUACACAGGCACAGCACCGGAAGCAAAGGAGACACCGCUCUUGCGUGUGCCUGGCAAGGAGAAGCUCGAGGGGCAUGACGACGAUCCGUCGCUCACCAAAGUUGUAGAUCGGAGGUGGUAUCAGAAGAACAAGCACAUAUUCCCAGCGUCGACGUGGAAGGAGUUCAAGGCGGGCAAGGAGUUUGAGGAGGAGGCUAAGCAGCGGAGGGAUGCAGAGGGGAAUGCAUUUUUCUUUGCAUAG